Messenger RNA from Auanema sp. JU1783, 1323 nucleotides. The record is from the annotation of a GenBank genome assembly. Lineage: Eukaryota; Metazoa; Nematoda; Chromadorea; Rhabditida; Rhabditidae.
AUGAGCGUUGGCGGCGAUAUAUUCAAGAACCCUCUGGAUCAUAAUGAUGACGAAAGUGUAAUUAGAAAAGUUCCGCCUGCAACUAUUGAUAUUGAUAUUAAUGCCCCGUCUCAUCCCUCUUCUUCCGAGACUCCUAUCAACGAUCAUAGAACCCAUCGCACUGAGGAAAUCAAUGUAGAUUUGGACUCUGACAAUGCUAUCUUGGUCGAUAUUUCAGAUGCCCUCUCUGAGAGGGAUAAGGUUAAAUACACUGUCCAUACGAAAACCACUCUCACUGACAUGAAAGUUGAGUCAUCUGUGGUCAGAGAGCAUGAGGAGUUCAUCUGGUUGCAUUCUGUUUUGGAUGAAAAUGAGAACUAUGCCGGAUUUAUCAUCCCUCCUGCACCACCUAAGCCAGAUUUCGAAGCUUCAAGAGAAAAAUUGCAAAAGCUAGGGGAAGGCGAAGCCACCAUGACCAAGGAAGAGUUCUUGAAAAUGAAACAAGAGUUGGAACAGGACUAUUUGGCGCAAUUUAAGAAAACCGUUGCCAUGCACGAAGUUUUCUUGCAGCGCAUAGCUGCCCAUCCAGUCUUCAGACACGACAGGAAUUUCAGAAUCUUCCUUGAAUACGAAGAUGAUUUAUCAGUCCGUGGAAAAAACAAAAAAGAAGUUGUUGAAUCCAUUUGGAAGCGAUUUACUCAGUCCGCUGAUGAAGUUCUUCUGUCUGGACAGAAAGAUGUUGAUGAUUUUUUCGAGACGGAAAGAUGCUAUUUGAUUGAAUAUAACACGCAUAUAAAAGAAGCCGCAGUGAGAGCUGAGAAGAUGGUCAGGCUUCGAAAAAAUGUAUCGGAUUCGUACUCUAAGAUUGGUGAUAAUCUUGAAAGGCUAGCCCGCGGAGAACCUGAUAAGCUUCUUGCUCGCACACUUGCACGAAGUUCCGACUCUAUGGCGAAGUUGAAAAAAGUGGAAGCUCGUUCAGCUAACGAUGAGGAGUUGAAGCUUACUGACACUCUGACAUAUUUCACAAGAGACACUCAAGCCGCCAAGGAUUUGCUAUACAGACGUAUGAGAUGUCUCGCUAAUUACGAAGCUGCUAAUAAAAACUUGGAGCGGGCUCGUGGAAAAAACAAAGAUAUUCCUAAAGCGGAAGCAGAGCAAGUGGAAGCUUGCAAAAAGUUCGAAGACAUCAGCACAUUGGCCAAGACUGAAUUGAAAGAUUUGAAGAAAAGAAGAGUCAUGGCUUUCAAGAAAAAUCUACAAGACUUGGCUGACCUGGAGAUUCGUCAUGCUAAGGCCCAGUUACAAGUGUUAGAGGAAUCUUUGGUGAAGCUGAAAGAACUCUAA